Molecule: messenger RNA, 198 nt
Organism: Strongylus vulgaris
Lineage: Eukaryota; Metazoa; Nematoda; Chromadorea; Rhabditida; Strongylidae
Source: the annotation of a GenBank genome assembly
AUGGCUGAACAACGGGAAAAUGUAAAAGUCGCAAACUCUAGAGAGUGUUUGAGUACAGCAAACCAGAAAUCUCUCGCUACCGAUGGUGGACGUCGAAAAGUUGGAGAAGGUUGUGGUGGCAAAUCACCGGUCAUCGUCGAUUUUCUUCUAAUCGGUGGUGUUGGCGGUGCUGAAGCGGUAGUGGUUCUGAUAGUAACU